GAAUAAAGCAGAGAAGAAGAAAAUCUAAGUCAAUUAUUGUGAAAAUCAAGUUUCGAGCGCCAUCGCAAACUUCCAACAGUUGAAGAAUCUCUGUGUCGAGACGCAAGAAGUGCCCAGGCGGCUGUCAGUAGGAAAACCUACGGAUCAAGUAGAAUAAGUGCGACUAUUUGCAUUGAGGUUAUGCAGCCCCGAGAGCUGCAAAACGUUGGAUAUAGACAAGCUAAGUGAAGUGAACUUCACUAAAAACGACUGAACUAAUUAUGUCUGACAAAAUGUUAGAUACAUCGCAGCUCGUUAAUGGAGUGGCGAUUUUACUUUCAUUUUAUGUUGGGUACAAAUACGGAAUAUCAAAUCUCCAGAAAAAGUCGAAGGAUGAUCCGGGAACGUCGUCUGAAAACAAGAAUUCUCCCACAUUCUCGUACUCAGAUUUCGGCGAUUAUAAAAUGCUCCUCGUUGUUCGAAAUGAUUUGAAAAUGGGAAAAGGCAAAAUUGCUGCCCAAUGCGGCCAUGCAGCCGUUGGUGCCUAUCAAUCUGCAAUGCGUCGUUGCCCACAAAUGGUUCGAAGCUGGGAGAAUAGCGGAUGUGCCAAAAUUGCUGUGAAGGUGGAGAACGAACGAGAGCUUAUGGAUAUUAAAAAGGCAGCACAAGCCAAUAAUUUCAACACAUGCCUUAUACGUGAUGCAGGACGUACUCAAAUAGAACCUAAUUCCAAAACAGUAUUGGCGAUUGGACCAGCUCCAUCAGCCGACCUUGACAAAGUAACGCGGCAUUUAAAAUUACUUUGAAUAUUGAUGGUUUAAUACUGUGUGAAUAAAAUAAUAAAUCGAAUCGCAAUAAUUUUGUGAUAUUGAUAUAUAAUA
This is a messenger RNA of Hermetia illucens (black soldier fly), 860 nucleotides long. Its product is annotated as probable peptidyl-tRNA hydrolase 2. Gene Ontology annotation, cellular component: mitochondrion; cytosol. The record is from RefSeq and is a predicted model, not a curated record. Bases 261 to 785 code for a protein of 174 amino acids. Lineage: Eukaryota; Metazoa; Arthropoda; Insecta; Diptera; Stratiomyidae. The transcript has 4 exons. Gene Ontology annotation, molecular function: peptidyl-tRNA hydrolase activity.